AAAAUCACAUGACCAAAAAUCUCUUAAAAAGAUAAAAACUCCCAAAGCCAUUCCUACCAGACACUCCGAACUCCGAAGCAGAGCGAUCAAUCAGUUGAAUUUUGACUUUUGAGUUCUUCGUCUCCAGGGGGAGUGCUAAUGGCUGUCUCGGUGAAGCAGAUGUCACUUAUAGUGGCAACUCUUGGGGUUCUGUCAUUUAUUUUUGGGAUUAUCGCUGAAAAUAAGAAGCCGACUGCAGGGACACCAAUCCCUGGAAAAGAUGUUGUGAUUUGCAAGUACCCUUCCGAUCCUACAGUUGCCUUGGGAUACUUAUCAUUUGCAUUUCUCAUAGCAACUACUGUGUCCGGGUGGAUGUCUCUUGUUUACCCAUACAAAGGAAAGUCUGUCCCACAGUCUGCUCUAUUCCAAAGCACAAGCUUUGCUGUGUUCUUCAUCAUAGCAUUGUUAACAAGUGGAUUAGCUGCAGCACUGCUCUUGUGGCCAACAAUUACAGAACAACUUCACUUAUCUCACAAUGUUCAUCAUAAUCUCAAUACAGAUUGUGCUACCGCGAAGACUGGUCUCCUUGGUGGUGGCGCUUUUCUUUCUCUUGAUUCAGCACUCUUUUGGUUAGUUGCGCUCAUGUUGGCUGAUAAUGCUAGAGAGGACUACUUUGAUGAGGGAGAAGAUCAAAAAGGUCAAUAUGGCCAGGUUCUCGCAACUGAUUAUGUUGAACCUGCACAUUUGAAGGCCUCUGCAUAGCAAUAAGAUUAUGAAUGUUUCAUGCCAUUGACCUUGUGAUUGGCACGUUAAAUCUAUUAGCUGGGAUCGUUGAAUAGCUUUUGUUAAAUGGAAUGAAACUUUUCAUUGUAAAUAGAGAAACUAUAGUAUUUUCCAAGGUGUUAGUGAUUGAAUUAAGUGCAUCAUUUUGGGGAGAUCCUAUAAAGCUUGCAUCACAUAUUUGA
Messenger RNA from Tripterygium wilfordii, 944 nucleotides. RefSeq lists its product as uncharacterized. The record is from RefSeq and is a predicted model, not a curated record. Lineage: Eukaryota; Viridiplantae; Streptophyta; Magnoliopsida; Celastrales; Celastraceae. The transcript has 4 exons. The coding region runs from base 139 to 741 and encodes 200 amino acids.